Manihot esculenta (cassava) is the source of this 4495-nucleotide messenger RNA. RefSeq names its product pentatricopeptide repeat-containing protein At4g13650. Gene Ontology annotation, molecular function: zinc ion binding; RNA binding; protein binding. NCBI's taxonomy places the organism in Eukaryota, Viridiplantae, Streptophyta, Magnoliopsida, Malpighiales, Euphorbiaceae. The record is from RefSeq and is a predicted model, not a curated record. The transcript is spliced from 7 exons. Gene Ontology annotation, biological process: RNA modification. The coding region runs from base 214 to 3411 and encodes 1065 amino acids.
UAAGUUUCUAACGUGAUCUUUCAUGGAGGGUAGAAAAUUAUCAGUUUCAAUAUCGCCGAGUAUGCUUCUCAUGUCUAUGCCGACGGGGCGCCAAUAGCACCACUUCUCAACAGACAAGCAGACUAGAGAAAACCAAAGCUUAGUGAUCCAUAUCUCUCUGAAUUUUCUUCCGCAUAUUAAUGCUAUUUCUAGCCAUCUCAAAACCACCAAGGCAUGAUUAUUAGCCAUUUCUGCCCAAUGUCCCUUAGAGGGUCUUCAACGUCCCUCCCUUUUCAUGUCCUGCGUAAAUUCAGACCACCAUUCACUCUAAAACCCAUCCAAAUCCCCUGGAAGUGUUUUCGUAGGAAUUUAAGUCCACCGAGAUUAGCUUAUGAUGCAGUUGACGAAAUUUACGACCAGGAAAAUGAAGGUCACUUUAGAGGAACUGAAUUCCUGCAUUUGAUGGACGAGCAAGGAGUUCGAGCGAAUUCUCAAACAUAUCUGUGGCUUUUGGACUUCUGUUUGAAUUCUGGGUCCUUUGCAGAAUGCAAAAAGCUUCACGGAAAGAUUGUGAAGGCGGGUUUCGAUAGAGAAAGAGUUUUGUGCGAUAAGCUUAUUGAUUUUUAUCUUGCGGAAGGCGAUUUGGAUAGUGUAGUUCAGGUUUUUGAUGAUAUGCCUACUAGAAAUAUGAUUACUUGGAAUAAGGUAUUAUAUGGUCUCGUUGCAAAUAAAAUGAGUAACCGAGUAUUGUCUCUCUUUUCGCAAAUGGUACAGGAAAAUGUAAAUCCGAGUGAAGUUACAUUUGCCAGUGUUUUAAGGGCCUGUGGAGGUAGUAAUACUGCUUUUUGCUACAUUGAACAGAUUCAUGCUAGAAUGAUUUGUCAUGGGUUUCUAACAAGUCCAAUUGCGUGUAAUCCUUUGAUUGAUUUGUAUGCCAAAAAUGGGUUUUUAGAUUCUGCUAGAAAGGUUUUUGAUAAGUUAAGUGUAAAGGAUAGUGCUUCUUGGGUGGCUAUGAUCUCUGGUUUUUCACAGAAUGGAUAUGGAGAAGAAGCAAUUCGCCUAUUCUAUGAAAUGCAUAUAUCAGGAAUAUUCCCCACUCCCUAUGUAUUUUCCAGUGUUUUAAGUGCCUGCACCAAAGUAGAGUUGUUUGAUACCGGGGAGCAGCUUCAUGCCCUGGUUUUCAAGUAUGGAUUUUUUUGGGAGACAUAUGUGUGCAAUGCUCUUGUCACAUUGUAUUCCCGCUUAGGGAACUUUGUAUGUGCUGAACAAGUUUUCAGCAAUAUACAUAAAAAGGAUGAAGUUUCUUAUAACUCACUAAUCUCAGGACUAGCACAGCAGGGAUACAGUGAUAGGGCUUUGAAAUUGUUUAAGAAAAUGCAACUCGAUCACCUGAAACCAGAUUGUGUUACAAUUGCAAGUCUCAUGAGUGCUUGUGCAUCUAUUGGGGCUCUUUGUAAGGGAGAACAGCUACACUCAUAUGUGAUAAAAACAGGAAUGUGUUUUGAUAUUAUUGUUGAAGGUUCUCUGCUAGAUCUUUAUGUGAAAUGUUCUGAUAUAAAGACUGCCCAUAAAUUCUUUCUCACCACACAAACAGAAAAUGUGGUUCUAUGGAAUGUAAUGCUUGUAGCUUAUGGGCAAUUGGAUAAUCUAAGUGAGUCAUUUCAGACAUUUAGACAAAUGCAGAUUGAAGGGUUGAUACCUAAUCAGUUUACCUACCCAAGUAUUUUGAGAACUUGUACGACAUUUGGAGCUCUUGAUCUUGGGGAGCAAAUUCAUUCCCAAGUAAUAAAGGCUGGCUUUCAGUUUAAUGUGUAUGUCUGUAGUGUGCUUAUAGAUAUGUAUGCUAAGCAUGGAAAACUAGAUAUUGCUCAAGGAAUUCUUAGAAGACUUACUGUGGAAGAUGUUGUUUCAUGGACAGCUAUGAUUGCUGGGUACACGCAGAAUGAUUUGUUUUCUGAAGCUCUUAAACUUUUUGAAGAAAUGCUAAUCCGAGGGAUCCAAUCAGACAACAUAGGGUUUUCAAGUGCAAUCAGUGCAUGUGCUGGUAUUCAAGCACUGAAUCAAGGACGACAAAUUCAUGCUCAAUCAUAUGUCUGUGGUUUUUCACAAGAUAUUUCAAUUGGCAAUGCACUUGUUAAUCUUUAUGCUAGAUGCGGUAAAAUUCAAGAAGCAUACUUGGCAUUUGAAAAAAAUGAUGCCAAGGAUAGUAUAUCAUGGAAUGGAUUGAUAUCUGGAUUUGCACAAAGUGGAUACUGUGAGGAAGCGAUGAAGAUCUUUGUUCAGAUGAAAAGAGCUAAUGUUGAAGCUAGCGUAUUCACAUUUGGCUCUGCAGUUAGUGCAGCUGCCAAUAUGGCCACAAUAAAGCAAGGGAAGCAGUUCCAUUCCUUAAUUAUAAAAACAGGAUUUGAUUCAGAAAUUGAAGUUUCUAAUGCUUUAAUCACACUCUAUGCCAAGUGUGGUUGCAUCGAUGAUGCCAAAAGAGAGUUUUUCGAGAUGUCUGAAAAAAAUGUUGUUUCUUGGAAUGCUAUGAUUUCAGGCUACUCUCAACAUGGAUGCGGAAAAGAAGCAGUAAAUCUCUUUGAAGAAAUGAAACAGGUAGGUGCACUGCCAAACCAUGUCACCUUUGUGGGAGCUUUAUCAGCUUGUAGCCAUGUUGGUUUGGUCAAUGAGGGUCUUGCAUACUUUGAAUCCAUGAGCAAAGAGCAUGACUUAGUGCCUAAACCUGAACAUUAUGCAUGUGUCGUGGAUCUUCUUAGUCGUGCUGGUCGUUUGAGCCAAGCAAAAAAAUUUGUUGAGGAGAUGCCAUUUGUUCCAGAUGCAAUGGUUUGGAGAACCCUUUUAAGUGCUUGUACAGUUCAUAAGAACACAGCAAUUGGAGAGUUUGCUGCCCUUAAUCUGCUGGAAUUGGAACCUGAAGAUUCAGCAACUUAUGUUCUUCUGUCAAAUAUGUAUGCAGUGGCUGGGAAUUGGGAUUGUAGGGAUCAGACAAGGCAGAUGAUGAAAGACAGGGGUGUGAAGAAAGAGCCUGGUCGUAGCUGGAUUGAGAUUAGGAACUCAGUUCAUGCGUUUUUUGUUGGUGAUAAGCUCCAUCCCUUAGCAGAUAAAAUAUAUGAAUUCUUGGCUGACCUGAAUAAAAGGGCAGCUGAGAUUGGUUACAUGCAAGAUCGAUAUAGCCUGUUAAAUGAUGUGGAGCAGGAGCAGAAGGAUCCAACUGUAUAUAUUCAUAGUGAGAAACUGGCUAUUGCAUUUGGACUCCUUAGUUUGUCUGAUCCAAUUCCCAUACAUGUAAUGAAGAAUCUUCGUGUCUGUAUUGAUUGCCACACAUGGAUUAAAUAUGUAUCAAAGAUUUCAAACCGGACAAUUGUGGUACGAGAUGCAUACCGUUUUCAUCAUUUUGAAGGUGGUGUAUGUUCAUGUGGAGAUUAUUGGUAAGCAAAAUUGCAAUAAUUUUGUUGUAAACAAGGAUUUCAAGGGGUUCCGAGAGCAUGUUAUGUUCCCAGAAGAAUCUGCAUCAGUGCUAAAAUCACCUGCCACUUACAACUAAUGUCCAAUCCUCUCCUAGCUUUCUGCCUUUUCAUUUAUUGAUGUAAGAGUGGUGCUUCUUCCUAUAGAGAUUACAGUAUUCUUGUUGGUACAGAUGGUGCUAGAAGUACCACGUGGAAGCUUGUUGUGAUAGAGCUGAGAAGUGAAAAGGUCCUGCAAAAGCUUGUUAGCAUUCAUUUUUUAGCAGACCUUUGGCAAUGCUUGCUCAAUGAGAGACCUGGAAUUCUUUUCUUCAUUUCUCAACACUGAAGCUGUUGGGCUCCUUGUUGUACAUGAUCUCAGGCAAGGGGAAUCCAUAUUGCAACAUCUCAUAGGUUACCUUCUAUCCUCAGCAGAAUGUGGAUGAUUUCAGCUCAGAGGAAGAGUCUUCCCUACUGGGAGUAAUUUCAUGGAUGCUACAUAUGAUUUCAAACUGACAUCAAGAAAAUUCUUUGCAGACAAGUGGGGGAAGUCGAUUUUAUGUAUAAUUUUUCAUGGCAUAAUAUUUUUAUGCUGCAAAUGACCGUGGUGUGUCCAUUAGAAUUUACCUAGUUAGCAUUAUAAUUGUACAGUUCAAUGCAUUUUUAUCUUCUUGUCAUUUGUCUACUCUGUCGACUGGGCAAAUCACAUACUAUGCAAAGUUCUGUACAUGCAUUGCCUGGAUGAAUGCGGUAUUUGGGAAAGUCUCUGCAGUAGUGCUUCAUCAUGUAUAUAUAUGUAAAGAAGAAUUAAAGUCACUUUCUUAUAUUUUUAUGAUCUUUUUCAGACUAAUGGAAAAGUUCUGUGAUUCGAGAAAAAUAACUCUGGUCUCUGGAGCAGGCAAUAUGUGGGGGUUGUAGAGCCGUGGGACAUCGUUAGGGAAGAAAAGUGACCAAGCUGCCCCUCUUGAGCCAUGAAUUACAGCAGGCAUUCGAAGGGCAGUAUUGGAAUGCUAAGUUUAAUGAUGCAAUGACGCAUCUUCCAAGAAGAUGAUUUUUUUUUUCAACCUUCAUAU